UGAGUUUGUGAAUACGCGCAAACUCAACUGUUUCAAUCAGUCCGUCAUCCUCCGCUCAUUUCCUCCGUAAACGCCCACUGCUCACACAGCAGCCAAUCAGAGCGCAGCACACGUGACGAGCGUUCUUAACGAUGACCUCAUCCCUAGAGUGGGAUGACGUCAAAGACAAGAUGGAUGGAAUCACGACUGCUUCAAGCUCAACGCAACUCUGAAACAAAGUCCUGUGUCGGAGCUCCGCGGCGUCCAAAGCCAGCAAACUAGGGUAGGAUGCUGAGUGUUGACUGAUGCUGUCAUUUUGGCUAAUGUCUUCUUUUGUAUUCCAUGGAAGAAAGAAAGUCAUAUGAGUUUGGAACAACACGAGGCUAAAAUGGAGAGCCUGGUGCACUUCUGUAACCCUGCCCAUGGUAUUUCACUGCUGGGUGCCCUCAACGAGCAGAGAUUAAGUGGCCAACUCUGUGAUGUUAUCUUGUUAGUUGGUGAUCAACAGUUCCAGGCCCACAAAAGCAUCCUUGCAUCCUGUAGUGAGUAUUUCCAGUCUGUAUUCUCCCAGAAGGACUCAGAGAACCGUUGCAUCAUUCAGCUUAACUUCUGCGAGCCUGAUGCUUUUGAGAUUGUGCUAAACUACAUCUACUCAUCAUCUCUGUUUGUGGAGAAAUGCAGCUUGGCGGCUAUACAGGAGCUAGGAUAUAGCCUUGGCAUUCCCUUUCUAACCAACAUCAUGUCCACAAGACCUCAGGCAUCAUACUGUGUGUCAAGAAAACGCAUAUUGUUGUCAGAGGAGGAUGAUGGUGCUUAUCAAAAGAGAAGUGUUAUUGUACAUCAAGGUGAUCAGCCUGGCAUGGAUGUGUUUUCUAGGAGAAGUCAUCAGGGAAGGCCGAUUAAACAGACCACAGCCAUGAUCCCAGAGAAACCCUCACUCGCACACGAUUUCAGUGAUCAGAGUCACACAGGACAUGUCAAGCAGAAUGAAAAAGAGUCUGACAGUACCUCUGUUAGCAGAAAUUCAAACAAAAACCCAGUGGAUGGCGACUGUAGAUCUAUCCUCUCCUCUCCAACAUCCAUAUUGAGACGUCGAACUGAAUACCGACCACCAUCUAUGCGGCCACAACUUACAUCCUCAGUUUCUUUUAGUGAGUCCGUACAGCAUUCUAGUUUACAGUCGGAGCAACCUGAGGACUCCAUAGAAGACCAAAUGGAGUUUGCGCAUGAUCGGAAACCAGCAGGAGAACACCAAGGUCCACGCAACCAAACCGUAGACCGCAGUGGGCCACUUAUUAAAAGUCUGCUACGCAGAUCCUUGUCCAUGGAUAGUCCGGUUCCUGUUUUCUCUCCAGCUCUGGAGCUGAAGGACUCGCAAAAUAGGGAACAGACCGUGGUGAAGUUAACGACGCCGACAGGAAGAUCACCAUCCCCUGAAAGCGAGGAUGGGGUGUUGAACGAUAUGCCUCUUAUUCUCAGGUCGAGACAACGAAACACGUAUGAAACGGAAGGAACUCAGACGACUCCACUUAGAAUAAAAGCAGAGCCCAGCAGUCCUCUCGCAGACCCUUCUGAAAUCGUUCGCAUCACUGUUGGAGAUAAUUUACCUGUCAAUUUUAAAGACUUUCAGGCCAACUAUGACGAAGGCCCCAGAGGAUAUUUCACUCCCUCGAUAAAGAGGAAGAGUAAGAUGGAUGGUAGUUAUAUGCCCUUUAAAAGAACCAAGCCUGUCAAUGAACAUCACAUCUCACAUCAGGACCGUACAUUCAGUGAGGUACCUUACACUUCCAACAAUGAGAAAAGCAACGAGGAACCUGGAGAACUUAGGCCGAACAAAAUGUUCAAAUGCUGGAACUGCCUGAAGGUUUUCAGGUCAAAUGCGGGUUUGUAUCGCCACGUGAACAUGUAUCACAACCCAGAGAAGCCAUAUGCUUGUGACAUCUGUCACAAACGCUUUCACACCAACUUCAAAGUCUGGACUCAUUGCCAAACUCAGCAUGGUGUGGUGCAAAAUCCCGCACCCUCUUCCAGUUCCUAUUCUGUUCUGGAUGAGAAAUUUCAAAGGAAACUGAUCGAUAUUGUCAGAGAACGUGAGAUAAAGAAAGCUUUGAUCAUGAAGCUCAGGAGAACCAAGCAAGGCCUGCAGUCGCAACCAUUUGGCAGGAAAUCAAGGCGAACAAAGUCAUAUGGAUGCCCGUUUUGUGGCAAAAUGUUCCAUUUUCAGUCACAAUUAAAGCUGCACAUGAAGGGACACUCUGCUGAGACCGCCAGCCUUGACCCAGAUGCUGAGAGAGAUCUUCAAUACAAACAGCAGCAGUUGGCUCAUCUUAAAGAGAACCAAGACAAGGAUGUCUUUUCUUGCCGGCUCUGCAAUGAGAAACUGCCCUCUCUAACUGAGUUAGAAGACCACGAGAGGGCCUGCAGGUAUUCUACUGUUUGCCCAUAUUGUGGCCUCCGAUUUUCCAACACGCUCGUCAAGAAAGACCACGAAGCGCACUGCAAGUACAAAAAGCUGACCUGCCUAGAAUGUAUGCGCACAUUUAAGUCCUCUUUCAGUAUAUGGCGCCAUCAGGUCGAAGUUCACAAUCAGAAUAUGAUGACCUUAAAAGAGCAGCUGACUCUUGGUCUCCAAGAGAGCAAUCACGAUGAAUCAUCCGAUGGUCUUGGAGUUCCACCUCCUUCACAAGAGUCAAUGAAUGAUACCAGAGAGGAAGUGGUGUACAGCGACUCAUCAGUUCCACCCAUGUUUGAUUCUGAAGACUCAUCAUCUUAUGUCCCUGAGGACUUGAGUCAGGGAGAGCUGCAAGUGAAAGAGGAACCUCAAGAGGAAGCAGUCUCAGCCAAGGAUAACAUAAGUGCAACCUGUAUUGGAUCUGAGGAGCCAGGUGUGUGGCCAUGUGAAAAGUGUGGGAAGCUUUUCAGCUCCCACAAAGACCUGGAACGACAUCAAGAACUGCUUUGCCACAUCAAACCCUUCAUCUGUCACAUAUGUCACAAAGCAUUCAGGACCAACUUCCGUCUUUGGAGCCACUACCAGUCCCAUAUGUCUGCAUCUGAAGAACCAGGGAUGAGAGAGAAUGAUGGACUUCCGUCUUCUCCAUCUCCUUCCCCACCUCUCACAAUUGCUAUCUCUGAACCUCCAACUUCUCAAGUAUCUCCUCUCAAAGUUAUCCAAUCUGGGGUGGCUGACUCCGAGGAGGAGCCCAGAGGCUCCAUGUCGCCGUCAACCAAACUCAAGAAGCCGGACCAGGACAAGGCCGCUGAUGAUGAACCCAGAGAACAUUCUCACGCCAAGUCAGACAGCACAGACAAAGCUAUUACCCCUCAGGAAUCAGACACACUAUUUUACCAUGCCCCAACGCUCUCUGCGCUUACCUUUAAAAGGCAGUACAUGUGUAAAUUCUGUCACAGGACAUUUAAGACGGCGUUCAGUCUAUGGAGUCAUGAACAAAGCCAUACGUAAGAGCUCUAAACGCAGAGUUGCACUUUUGCCAUAAUUUCUGAUUUGUAACCCUAACCAUUGGAAUUAACUAAUUGAAAGGAAUACUUCACCAAAAAAAAAAAAGAAAAUUAUGUCAUCUUUUACUCACCACAGUAUGAUAUUCUCAGUGACCACUCACUUAUUGCAGAAUUCAUAAUUUUUCCAUACAAUGCAAGUGAAUGGUGAAACAGGCUAACAUUUUUCCUGUUCCACGGAAGAAAAUAAAACUCAAAACUGGUUUGGAACAACAUGAUAGUGAUUAAAUGAUGAAAUAAUUUUCAUUUUUGGCUGAACUAUCCCUUUAAUGGACUUAUUUUCCUGACACUGUCUCCUUACAAUCACAUGAAUUAUAUUGGGAUAGACUUCUUUCAGGUUGGUCAAACCCAGGGAUUUAUUAAUGGCAUUUGAUCAUUGUUAAUAUAAAAAUUUUCAGUGAACAGUAUUUAGAUGAAGUUGAAUGCAUCUUGGACUGCGUGGCUGAGAGAUGCAGAAUUUUGUUUUCUAAAUAAUUUCCCUGUGUUAUCUAUUUAUUAUUAUUAUUGUGUAUUACAUUUACUUUUCUGGCACUAAUGAUCAAGAAGGAGAGACUGUUUGGCCUAUUGCUAACAAAAACCCAACGAUUACUUUUUGUUUUGCCGAAGACAUACCGAUAAUCCACCUCUCUUGUUUUAGUGGCCUUUUUGCUGUUAUUUAGCACCUUCAAGCAAUUCCAAAUAAAGUUUUUCUCCGUUAAAGCACAGGAUGGUGCAGACAGAAAUGGCACCUAUGCAGCAUUUCGGUUACAAGUCAGCCCAAAAUUCCAUCAAGUUACUGAAUCACCAAUCACUUAGCCACGAACCUUAUUGGACUUUUUCUACAAAAAAGAUGGAUUUCAUUCCAUAUCUAAUAUUCCCAAAAAAAAUCCAGUUUAAUUUUAUUCCCUCUUCUCUGGCCUAAAAUUAGAUAUUUUGUUUAAAAUAGGAAGUUUAUUUUUGCCUUAAAGGUAAAAAGAAAAAAAAAAUUAAGAAAAAGAUUUUUAGGAAUAAAACCAUUUUAAUGAUUGUUACAUACAAGAGCUAAUAAUUAUAAAUUGUUACAUUGAUCAUUGAAGUUAAUAGAGGUUAUGACAUGAAACCACAUAAAAGCAAUCCUGAAAAGCAGACUUAAAUGGCAGAUAUUAAACUUCACAAUUAACUUUGUGAAUAUUCAUAGCGGUGAUGAAAACGUGUUUAUUAUUUAAUUUAAACAUUGCAAGUUAAGUUGUAUUUUUCAUUUUAUGAGUAUUCUGUUAAUAUGUGUUUCUGGCAGUUAUGUAGAAUUUCAUGGUAUUUUCGUUUAGAGGUUGUGAAAAAUAUUCAAUGAUUGUAUAGAACAAAUAGAAGGCUUUAUAUGUACAAAUUGCAGGUUUGGAGUGAUGUUCUUAAAGCAGUUAUUGUGUGCCUGAAAUGUGGAUCUUCUCAUAUUUUUGUUGUACAGGACAUGCAGUAUAUGUGGGAAAUAAUUAAUGGUUGUAGUAGACAAAAAUUGUAUGAGCCUUAGGAUUUUCACACUGUAUCAGUACUGUAUCAGUACAUUGUGAGCUUACAGUGUAUGCUCAUCUUACCUGAACUCAGUACUCAGUGAUUAAUGAAGUUUUUGAUGCAAUGACGUUGAAUGGUUGGACAUUCCUGAUGUUCAGUAGACCUUAUGUGUGGCAGUAUCACCCAGAGGAGACUUUUGUUAUGAAAUGUUAAAGCACAAUAGCAGUAAUCUUAUUCCUUGAGAUAUAUAUAUAUAUAUAUAUAUAUAUAUAUAUAUAUAUAUAUAUAUAUAUAUUUUUUUUUUUUUUUUUUUUUUCAUAUUUUGCAAGUGUUUGAAAUGCUAAUGAAUUAAGGAAAAGUCUGCUUCCCUUACAUUAGGGGAUGUUUGGCUUAGCCAGCUUGUGGCCUUUGUUAAGCACAAAAUAAUCAUAAUGUACAGUUGAAGUCAGAAGUUUAGUAAUAAUAGUAGAGAGAAUGAUUUAUUUCAGCUUUUAUUUCUUUCAUCACAUUCCCAGUGGGUCAGACGUUUACAUACAAUUUGGUAGCAUUGCCUUUAAAUUGUUUAACUUGGGUGUUUUGCGUAGCCUUCCACAAGCUUCUCACAAUAAGUUGCUGGAAUUUUGGCCCAGAAAGAACUGGUGUAACUGAGUCAGGUUUGUACGCCUCCUUGCUCGCACAUGCUUUUUUAGCCCACACAUUUUCUAUCAGACUUGAGGUCAGGGCUUUGUGAUGGCCACUCCAAUACCUUGACUUUGUUGUCCUUAAGCCAUUUUGCCACAACUUUGGAGGUAUGCUUGGGGUCAUUGUCCAUUUGGAAGACCAAGGGACAUUUCUCCAAAAAGUAAGAUCUUUAUCCCCAUGUGCACUUGCAAACUGUAGUCUGGCUUUUUAUGGCGGUUUUGGAGUAUUGGCUUCUUUCUUGCUAAGCAGCGACCGAACUUUCUUCAUGGCUGAUGUCUUGAGAUGUUGCUUCAAUAUAUCCACAUAAUUUUCCUUCCUCAUGAUGCCAUCUAUUUUGUGAAAUGCACCAGUCCCUCCUGCAGCAAAGCACCCCCACAACAUGAUGCUGCCUCUCCCAUGCUUCACAGUUGGGAUGAUGUUCUUCGGCUUGCAAGCCUCACCCUUUAUCCUCCAAACUUAACGAUGAUCAUUAUGGCCAAAAAGUUCCAUUUUGUUUCAUCAGACCAGAAGAAAUUUCUCCAAAAACUAUGAUAUUUGUACCCAUGUGCACUUGCAAAGUGUAGUCUGGCUUUUUAUGGCGGUUUUGGAGUAUUGGCUUCUUUCUUGCUAAGCAGCUUUUUAGGUUGUGUUGAUAUAGGACUUGUUUUACUGUGGAUAUAGAUACUUGUCUUCUUGUUUCCUCCAGCAUCUUCACAAGGUCCUUUGCUGUUGUUCUGGGAUUGAUUUGCACUUUUCGCACCAAACUACGUUCAUCUCUAGGAGGCAGAAUGCGUCUCCUUCCUGAGCAGUAUGAUGGCUGCGUGGUCCCAUGGUGUUUAUACUUGCGUACUAUUGUUUGUACAGAUAAACGUGGUACCUUUGGGCGUUUGGAAAUUGCUCCGAGAUCUUGGCUGAUUUCUUUUGAUUUUCCCAUGAUGUCAAGCAAAAAGGCAUGGAGUUUGAAGGUAGACCUUAAAAUACAGCCAUAGGUACACCUCUAAUUCAGUACACCUCCUAUCAGAAGCUAAUUGUCUAAAGGCUUGACAUCAUUUUCUGGAAUUUUCCAAGCUGCUUAAAGGCAUUGUGAAAUAGUCCAUUAAAAGUGAAACAAUCUGUCUGUAAACAAUUGUUGGAAAAAUUACUUGUGUCAUGCACAAAGUAGAUGUCCUAAACGACUUGCCAAAACUAUAGUUUGCUAAUAUUAAAUCUGUGGAGUGGUUGAAAAAUUAGUUUUAAUGACUUCAACCUAAGUGUAUGUAAACUUCUGAUUUCAACUGUAAAUAGGUUGGUUGCUCUUUGCAUUUCCCAUUGUCAUGUAUUUUAGGUUUUGAUGGAUAGUAAAACAUUGCUUUGGUCUUUCUCAAAGCAUUGAUCAUAUAAUAAGUUGGCUAUUUCCCAGGAGAGAAAUAGAUGGUUUAUUUUGCAUUUUCAUUUGUCCCAGUAUUAAAUUACACUAAACGUCAGUUUUUUGUUUAGGAUAAGAACUAAACCAUACUAAUAGAGGAUCAGUAUAUGCCCUGAUAAUAAAUAUUAUAACGUCAGUGAUUGACACAUUUCCACUAAAAUGUAUAGUUCAUCCAAAAAAAUAAAAAUAAAAAAUUCCAUUUAGUCACCCUCAUGUUGUUCCAAAGUUGAAUGGCUUUCUUGUGUGGAACACAAAAGGAGAAGUUAGGCAAAAUGGUAGCAUCAGUCACUAUUCACUUUUAUCAUAUGGGGAAAAAGGCUAAAUGAAAGUGAAUGGUAUCUGAGGUUGACAUUCAGCCUAAAAUAUCUAGAAAAAAGAAAGUCAUGCAGGUUUGAACAUGGGGGCAAGUAAAUGAUGACAAGAUUUUUCAUUUUUGGGUGAACUAUCCAUUAAAGAUGGUUAAUUGAAAGAUGGAUUGACAUUGAAUGAACAGGGAUGAAAGAACAUUUUAAUCUUCAAAACACAUUUUUGUGGUCUUUCUUUGACUUUGUUUGAUAUUUUCUCUGUUUUAUUAAAAGUAUAUCUUUUUGGUAUUCCUGUGGUAACACUGCAAUAACUAAUAUUCGUAAGCACUUGAAUUGUUCUAAUGUGGCUUUAAAAACUGUAUCAGUUUUUGUGUUAAAGCAUUUUUCUACUGUUUUCUGUGCUUGCUUUCUAAAAUAAAUAUCAAUAAUGUGCAAGAGAA
Myxocyprinus asiaticus (Chinese sucker) is the source of this 7769-nucleotide messenger RNA. Its product is annotated as zinc finger and BTB domain-containing protein 21-like. Gene Ontology annotation, biological process: regulation of transcription by RNA polymerase II. Gene Ontology annotation, cellular component: nucleus. The record is from RefSeq and is a predicted model, not a curated record. The transcript has 3 exons. Lineage: Eukaryota; Metazoa; Chordata; Actinopteri; Cypriniformes; Catostomidae. The coding region runs from base 341 to 3442 and encodes 1033 amino acids. Gene Ontology annotation, molecular function: protein binding; RNA polymerase II cis-regulatory region sequence-specific DNA binding; DNA-binding transcription factor activity, RNA polymerase II-specific.